CCGGUUCUGCUUCCGGGUCAGAGGGCGGGAGCUGCGAUUGGCUCCCCGACCCUCCCGCGAUAUUUAAAAUGUAAACGCGCGGUCACUCAUUGUAGCCGGGUUAGAGCUUUCUUCAGGCGAGUCUGCACCUCCCGGUUCUCCCCCGAGCCAGAGGAUGGCUGUGCUUAAUCAGAAGUCUGUCUUGGAUAUGAUUAAAGAGUUCAGAAGGAAUUGGCACAGUUUUUGUAACUCUGAGAGAACUACUGUAUGUGGUGCAGACUCCAUGCUCUUGGCAUUGCAGCUUUCCAUGGCAGAGAACAACAAACAGUACAGUGGAGAAUUUACAGUCUCUCUCAGCGAUGUCUUAUUGACCUGGAAAUACUUACUACAUGAGAAAUUGAACUUACCAGUUGAAAAUAUGAAAGUGAUUGACCAUUAUGAGAACAUUAGGAAGAUUUAUGAUGAUUUCUUAAAGAAUAGUAACAUGUUAGAUAUGAUCGAUGUUUAUAAAAAAUGUAAUGUUUUGACUUCAAAUUAUGCCAACAUAUCUCCUAGUCAACUACGGGAUUUUCUGUCUGGCAGACAGUAUGCAGUAGAUAAUGAAACUGAUUUUUCUGAACCAAUGUCACCAAUUAGUAAAUGCAACUGGGAUAAUGAAAAGGUACAGUUACUAGCAAAGAAAAUUAUCUACUCAUAUUUAAACCUGCUGGUGAAUUCAAAGAACGACUUGGCUCUGGCUCAUAUUCUCAAUAUUCCUGAUAGAGGACUUGGAAGAGAAGCCUUCACUGAUUUGAAACAUGCUGCUCGAGAGAAACAGAUGUCUAUCUUUUUGGUGGCUACAUCAUUUAUUAGAACAAUAGAGCUUGGAGGGAAAGGAUAUGCACCAUCACCAUCUGAUCCUUUAAGGACACAUAUAAAAGGAUUGUCUAAUUUUAUUAAUUUCAUUGACAAAUUAGAUGAAAUUCUUGGAGAAAUACCAAAUCCAAGUAUUGCAGGGGGUCGGAUACUCUCAGUGAUAAAGAUGCAGCUGAUUAAAGGCCAGAACAGCAGGGAUCCUUUUUAUAAAGCAAUAGAGGAAGUUGCUCAAGAUUUGGAUUUGAGGAUUAAAAGUAUUAUCAAUUCUCAACAAGGAGACUUAGCUCUUAGUACCACUGACAUCAGUCCUGCACGGCCAAAAUCUCAUGCCAUAAACCAUGGCACUGCAUACUGUGGCAGAGAUACUGUGAAAACUUUACUAGUUCUUUUGGAUGAAGAAGCAGCCAGUGCUCCUACCAAAAACAAAGCAGAGCUUUUAUAUGACGAUGAAAACACAAUUCAUCAUAAUGGAACUUCUAUUCUUACACUUUUUAGAUCUCCCACACAAGUGAAUAACUCAUCGAUGAAACCCCUAAGGGAACGUAUCCAUAUGUCAGUGCAAGAGAAAACAAUUAAGAUGAAGCAAACCUUAAUUAGAUCUCAGUUUGCUUGUACUUACAAAGAUGACUGCAUGAUAAGCAAGGAUAAGUGGAAUAGUGUUAAUUCAGCAUCAAAGCCUUUGUGUGUUCUUCACAUGGAAAAUGACCUUUCUGGAGGUGUAAAUUCAUCUGUUGGAAGACCAACAAUUGGAACAAGUUCUGGAAAUGUUCAUCUGGACAGAAGUAAAAAUGAAAAAGUGGCAAGAAAAUCAAUUAGUCUGACAGGAAAUAAAGGCUCAAAAAGGAAACAGGUGGAUUUGGAUGAUGAAAAUAUUCUCUGUGAUAAUGGAAACGAACCACCUCAACACAGAAAUGUUAAGAUACCUAAGGCAUCAAAAGAUUUGCAGAGUAAAUUAGAUGGCAAACUAGUUAGAGCUGCAAAAAGCAACAAAUGUACCGCCAAGAACAAAUUGAUUACUGGCCAGACAAAGUUAACUCAGUUUUUUAGACUAUGA
This is a messenger RNA of Lagenorhynchus albirostris (white-beaked dolphin), 1888 nucleotides long. RefSeq names its product PARP1 binding protein (gene PARPBP). Bases 155 to 1888 code for a protein of 577 amino acids. Gene Ontology annotation, biological process: negative regulation of double-strand break repair via homologous recombination. The transcript is spliced from 11 exons. Gene Ontology annotation, cellular component: chromatin. The record is from RefSeq and is a predicted model, not a curated record. Lineage: Eukaryota; Metazoa; Chordata; Mammalia; Artiodactyla; Delphinidae.